ACAAACACAAUUUAAAUGUGAGACUCGACUUCGACUCAACAUAAGCAGUGAUCAAUGCUUCCAAAAUGUUGUCGAAAAGAAGUCUAGGAGUGUUCGUGGCAGUAAAUUUAAUUGUUUUAGCUUGUAGUGCCAAUAAAACCUACCACAUUCCGAGUAUUCGCGCAAAUUGGUUCAAAGCGAACGAGUUCUGCAACUCGCUGCGAAUGCGGCUGGUCACGAUAAAAUCCGCAGCCGAAAACAACGCCCUGGCCGAGUUUAUCCGCGCGACGGACAAGUUUUCGGAGGACAACUGCAGCUUCUGGAUCGGCGGUAGCGACCUGGCCGAGGAGGGCACGUUCAUCUGGACGGGGACGGGGGAACGCGUGACGUACACCAACUGGCGCCGGGGCGAACCGAACAACGAGCACGGGGAGGAGGAUUGCCUUCAGUUGGCGUACAUUCCGGGCUGGGAGUACUUUUGGCACUGGAAUGAUAACCGGUGCGCCGGACAGUCGCUUUACUUUGUGUGCGAGGAGGUGCCGUGCGAUUGUGUGGCGCCGUUUUAA
Messenger RNA from Culex pipiens pallens (northern house mosquito), 545 nucleotides. RefSeq names its product perlucin-like. NCBI's taxonomy places the organism in Eukaryota, Metazoa, Arthropoda, Insecta, Diptera, Culicidae. Gene Ontology annotation, cellular component: external side of plasma membrane. Bases 66 to 545 code for a protein of 159 amino acids. Gene Ontology annotation, molecular function: carbohydrate binding. The transcript is spliced from 2 exons. Gene Ontology annotation, biological process: biological process involved in interspecies interaction between organisms. The record is from RefSeq and is a predicted model, not a curated record.